GUUUGUAUAAAAGUGUGUGCGAACUGAUGGGCUCUCAUCAUCUUCAGCAGCAGCUCGCGGAUCUUCACACUCUUCUGACUUUCUUCUUCUUCAUGUUCUUUGUGAAAAUGUCUCGUGUGUUUUCGGCGCUUCUGCUGGUGUGUGUGUGUGUGCGCGCGUGCAGUGUGUGUGUGAGCGCGAGCCGUGCCGAUUUACCGAGAGAUUUCGGAGUGAAACUUUGCGGUCGCGAGUUCAUCCGAGCCGUUAUCUUCACGUGCGGAGGAUCCCGGUGGAGAAGAGCAACAACACACAGCGGCGAGAUGUCUCUGGAGAGACGCGAUGAGUUCAGCGUGAGUGAAGAUGCGCCGCUUCUCUCAGACCUUCUGCGGCUACAGACUGACGCGCGCGUCGCGACGCUCUUCUCCUCGCGCCCGGAGCGGCGAAAGCGGAAUUUCUCGCUCGGACUGGCGGGAUUGUGCUGCAACCAGGGCUGUACGAAACACGACAUCGGGCGCCUGUGCUGAGUCCGCUCACACGCGAACUCUCUUCAAUUGUUUGUGUAUUUAUUUCAGCUCUUCCACUUGAACGCGUGAAUAAAUGUCAAUGUAUAAGAACACACGAAUAAGCG
Triplophysa rosa is the source of this 607-nucleotide messenger RNA. It is a transcript of the gene rln1, whose product is annotated as relaxin 1. The coding region runs from base 27 to 503 and encodes 158 amino acids. Gene Ontology annotation, molecular function: hormone activity. Gene Ontology annotation, cellular component: extracellular region. The transcript is spliced from 2 exons. Lineage: Eukaryota; Metazoa; Chordata; Actinopteri; Cypriniformes; Nemacheilidae. The record is from RefSeq and is a predicted model, not a curated record.